This is a messenger RNA of Schizosaccharomyces japonicus yFS275, 1200 nucleotides long. Its product is annotated as cell wall protein Asl1. Gene Ontology annotation, cellular component: extracellular region; fungal-type cell wall. NCBI's taxonomy places the organism in Eukaryota, Fungi, Ascomycota, Schizosaccharomycetes, Schizosaccharomycetales, Schizosaccharomycetaceae. The transcript has a single exon. The coding region runs from base 1 to 1200 and encodes 399 amino acids. Gene Ontology annotation, biological process: fungal-type cell wall polysaccharide metabolic process. The record is from RefSeq and is a predicted model, not a curated record.
AUGCGUACUUCCAUCCUUUCUACGCUUGCUUUCGCAAUUUUGACUGGCAAGUCUUUGGCUUUGCCCCGUGGUCAUCGCCAUCUUCAUCGUCGUGAUCCCGAGUACGUGACGGUGUACGAGACCAUGUACGAGACUGUCGUUACUACUGAAGACGCCGACAAUGCCGCGUAUACCGUCGAGGCUACCGUGUAUGCUGCUGCUGCCGAUGCUGCCGCUACGAACUCUCCUAGUUCCGACUCUGCUGUUACUACAACCUUCGUUACUGCCGCCGAGUCUAUUCCUACGGCCGAGUCCACCUCCGCCUAUUCGUCUUCCGACGUUCAACAGGAGGUUAGCUCCGAUCCCGCUACUAGCUCUGAUCCCGCUACUUCCACUCCCACCCCCACCCCUUCGAGCACUUUCGCUACAUCCACUACUUACAGCAGCGAGGACACUGCUUCCAGCUCCUCUGCUGCUCCCGCUGCCACUAGCUCGGCCGUGUCCUCCGGAUCUAGCUCCAAGCGUGGUUUGGCCUGGUUCCCUACCAACCCUUCCUCCUGGACAUCCGCCUUUGACGGUUACUCCUCCAUUUCUUGGUACUAUAACUGGAACCACUACACUUCUGGUUUGUCCAACGAGUUUGUUUCUACUCAACACGAUGCUGGAGAUGUUGCCUCUGCCUCCGAGCACUUCUCCAAUGGCGUUACUGUCAUUGGUUUCAACGAGCCUGAUCUUGGCAAUGCCAUGUCUGUCUCUGAUGCUGUUUCAUACUACAAGCAAUACUUGACUCCUCUUCGUCAAGCUGGUACUAUUGGUAAGCUUGGUUCUCCCGCCAUCAGUAACGUUGGUUUGGACUGGCUUUCUCAAUUCAUGUCCCAAUGCUCGGAUUGUGCCAUUGAUUUCGUUGCUGUUCACUGGUACGGUAUCGAUCUCUCUACUAUGGAAUCUAUGAUUUCCACCCUUGCAAGCUCCUACAGCCUCCCCGUCUGGUUGACUGAGUUUGCCUGCACCAACUGGGAUGUCAACAACCUCCCCUCUUACGACGAUGUCGUCGCCUUGAUGAAGGAGGCCGUUGCUUGGCUCGAGGCUGAGUCCUCUGUCGAGCGCUACAGUUGGUUCGCUCCUGCUGCCGACUUGGGCUAUGGUGUUGGUAACAACAACGCCUUGCUCGACUCUAACGGUGCUUUGACCGAGUUGGGUCAACUUUACGUGUCUUUGUAA